AUGGACUGGUACGAAAUUAAAUUAAAUGAGAGCAGGGAAAGGAAAAGGAAGAGAUCUGGAGGAGAAGGUUAUCCUCCUCCGUUUACGGCGGUAAUCAAACCGUGGGAGAAGGUGGAGACUCCAAUGUGGAGCUGCUGUGUCGCUCUUGGCUCAACCAUUUACAGUAUUGGAGGUUGUAAUAACAUCUAUGGCUAUUACUCUGAAGAAGUCCGUGCCGCCGAUAUGUCAUCGAGGCAGUUUAGGUUUGUUGAUCCGAUGAACGCUGCGAGGUGGUACCCUCAUGCAGUCACCGCUGAUGACAAGAUCUAUGUCUUUGGCCGUCUCAACGGUAAAGGUCCAGAGAUAGAGGUUUUCGACCCAAUCAACAAUAUGUGGGAAAUUAUCACUCCACCUCCACAUCCAAUUCCGUCUCUUAAGUACAAAAAGGAUCUUGUCAAAAAGGAUUAUCUGUGCUUCGAUCCGCACCAAAUGCCUCCUUGCCUGUGA
Molecule: messenger RNA, 486 nt
Organism: Cornus florida
Lineage: Eukaryota; Viridiplantae; Streptophyta; Magnoliopsida; Cornales; Cornaceae
Product: F-box/kelch-repeat protein At4g39550-like
Exons: 1
Coding region: 1-486 (161 amino acids)
Molecular function (GO): protein binding
Source: RefSeq, a predicted model, not a curated record